UCUCGUCGACGGCAAGUGGUUAUUAGUUGUCCGGUCAAAGAACGCGCGAAUUUAAAAUCCCUCUGCCUCCCCCUCCGCCCUUUAGAACGCGGUUCGUCGACCCUAGGUAUCGCAGUAUCCUGACGUACACUUCAAGGUCCGAGCACCCCUCCGCUCCCUCUUUCGCUCUCCCGCGCGUGGAAAAGAUACUGUUUGUAUCUAACGCAAAAAGAUCGAAGAUCUCGUUCUAAUGGACGCUGAAUUCGCUUUCUCAACGCUCUUCACAUUCACCGAGGAAGCUUCGCUCACGAUGCAGCGAGCGCGAUGCAACACUUUCUGCGCACGUUCGUUCGCUCAAAAUUGCAGAAUACGCUUCGUACAAGCACGCAAAAAUAUUUUCUUCUUUUUUUCCUCUGUUUUUAUUCACGUUAUUUGCCCAGUGCAUAUACCGCCGCAUCAGUAUACUUCGCUGUCAUAGCCUAACGCUCACCGUGCAACAAUGACGUUCGACCAAUGACGUGAGUUGCGCGCGAGAAGCAACAGGCGAGAGCCGAGGAGCGCCUUCGAGGUGGAAAAAAAGAUGCCGUGGCGAAGGAGAACGCUGGGGGAGAGACGGUUCUAUAUUCAUCGUCGGCGGAAGGAAAUGCAUAAAUACGUACUGUCGGGAUAGACGAAGGCGCAUGAGGAUCACGCGGUAAGCAAGUUCACGGCCGUCCCUUACGUGCAGCCUUCUCUUGGCAUCUUCAAGGCCAAGCGGAGGAUCGUGUUCUCUAUGCAAAUGCCGGCGCGCGGCGUUCAAGCUGGACACGAAUCGCGAUCGAACAGCGAUCGAGCGUGAUCCGGUUCCAUCAUACAGCUUACGUAAUCUAGAUAUAACUUUAAUCCCAUUCACACAGAUAGGCGUUAUCGUCAGCGUGUUAUAUAUUCAGAUCACAAAUCGAUCGUGGACCUCGCUCGAGCAAGCCGCAAUUGCUUCGCGAGGUAUUAGGAAACCGUAUUGCAAAAUGAACAUAUCGUUGUAUACGAAAUAUAUUACACAUCGAUGCCGCCGAUGACACAUAAUUUCCUAUCUCGCGUAUGUAUCGCAGAGAAAACAGUGCGUCUUCGUAACUUACUUCACUUUUGCGUCAGGAAGUACCUCGAAUGAGAGGGAAAGGCACACGAUAAAAUCUAAUCGGAUAGAACCAUGUUUUACAUCUAAUCAAAAAAUAAUAUAAUUUAUUACUUCGUCCUUAGCAGAAGCACAAAAGAACGUGAAGAACGGAUAACGUGACUGAGCGCUUCGAUUUUGCUCUAGGAAACGCUGCACCCUCACGCGGCGUAAAUAACCGAUGAGAGGAUCGCUUUUUGCGCAUCGGCAAGGACCUUGUGUUUCUCUUCCGAUCUCCAGCGUGAUUCUCCUCCGUCUAUCGCCUACUCCGCGGCCAUUCUACUACGGGAGCGGACGGCUCUCGAGGUGGUGAUAAAAGAACAAGAGAAGAAAAGAGCACGAAACACCUCGUGCGUUCCGCGGAGGAGCUCACCGGGGGCAGAGAGUAGCGCCGAGUGCCAGAGAGGAGGGCGAGCCCGUUAUAAGCUCGAGCAGCGGCUAUUCAGCAGCUCGACGGCGGUCUAGUGAAGUCCUCAGGGUCUUCGGCCGACGUUCGCACACGUGGUGAUCGUCCUAAAGUCUCUCGCGCGUCGUCCGUUGUUCUUCACUCUCGCGGUGCGUCUCGGAAUACCUUCGUUGCAGGACGACGAUCCUCCUGGUCAGGAUGGGUCGACCAUGCGGAUUGUCGUCGUUUGCGCUGAUCGUGCUGGUGCUCGUGGUGCAGGUGAUCGCGGCAGACGUGCCCGAAACGCCUGACGCGCCGGCAUCUAAAUCGCGGAGCUACAAAUCGCUCGACGAUCCUCGUCUGCUGGAAGACGAUGAUGCCGUGAUCGUCGAAGCCGCGAUUGAACCAAACGAGAUCACAUCGAGGAAGGGUCGGGAAAUUCUUUGGAGCGGUGCCGCAACUCGCGAGACCUGUCUGACUUCGAAAGGCGAGGUUGGUCAUUGCACGACCUUCAAAGAGUGCUAUCCAUACUUCAAGAUUCCAGAUCUCGGUGCUCUGGACGGCUGGGUACUCGGCGUGUACGACACAUGCAGCUACAUCCGUGAGGAUGGACACAUGAGCUUUGGAAUCUGCUGCUCGAACUUGCACCCGAUCGUCACGCCCCGGCCCGACAAUUGUGAUUCUGCGAUUGUGGAAGAACCGCAGGUCGAAGACAACAGAAAGAAAAACGAGAACGUAGCGCGUCCUCAAGCUGCACCCACUUGGCCACCACCGAUCCCUACGCACCCCCCGCAUCACACGAUACCACCACUACCGACUCAUCCACCCUCUAUUCUGUCGACGCGCAGCACUACCGUGAAGCCGAUCAUCACGAGCUCUAAAAAACCUGGAUCCGCCACAACGUGGCCAACGAAGAAGCCGACGUGGUGGCCAGCCGCAACCGUCACACCGACGACCAACAAGCCAACCACCAUCACCAGCUCGAGCUUCAACCUGUCGCAAUGCGGCGCGAAGAACGGCAAUCAGGACCAAGAGCGUAUCGUAGGCGGUAGGCCUGCGGAUCCAGGAGAAUGGCCGUGGAUCGCCGCGCUCUUCAACGCUGGACGACAAUUUUGCGGCGGUUCACUCAUCGACGAUCGACACAUCCUGACGGCCGCGCAUUGCGUCGCCAACAUGAAUUCUUGGGACGUCGCGAGGCUGACGGUGCGUAUCGGCGAUUACAACAUCAAGACCAACACGGAGAUCCGUCACAUCGAGAAACGCAUACAAAGAGUCGUGAGGCAUCGGGGCUUCAACGCCCAGACGCUCUACAACGACGUGGCGCUCCUCACGAUGAACGAGCCGGUGGAAUUCACCGAACAAAUCCGACCGAUCUGUCUUCCCAGCGGAUCACAGCUGUAUUCCGGCAAGACGGCCACCGUCAUCGGAUGGGGCUCUUUGAGAGAAGGUGGGGUGCAACCGGCGGUUUUGCAAGAGGUCUCAAUCCCGGUCUGGUCGAACAGCGAGUGCAAGUUGAAAUAUGGUAUAGCGGCACCGGGAGGAAUCGUCGACAGUUUCCUGUGCGCUGGUCAAGCCGCUAAGGAUUCAUGCUCGGGCGAUAGCGGAGGCCCGUUAAUGAUUAACGAUGGGCGCUGGACGCAAGUGGGAAUAGUGUCUUGGGGAAUAGGUUGCGGUAAAGGACAAUAUCCAGGCGUGUACACGAGAGUGACGCACUUUUUACCGUGGAUUUACAAAAAUCUAAAAUAGAGGAUACCUUAAUCUACCAUCCCUGAUUCGCACAGCCGC
Messenger RNA from Harpegnathos saltator (Jerdon's jumping ant), 3299 nucleotides. RefSeq names its product proclotting enzyme. The transcript is spliced from 6 exons. The coding region runs from base 1734 to 3260 and encodes 508 amino acids. The record is from RefSeq and is a predicted model, not a curated record. Gene Ontology annotation, molecular function: serine-type endopeptidase activity. Lineage: Eukaryota; Metazoa; Arthropoda; Insecta; Hymenoptera; Formicidae. Gene Ontology annotation, biological process: proteolysis.